Exophiala xenobiotica is the source of this 549-nucleotide messenger RNA. RefSeq lists its product as uncharacterized. The coding region runs from base 1 to 549 and encodes 182 amino acids. The record is from RefSeq and is a predicted model, not a curated record. The transcript is spliced from 2 exons. Lineage: Eukaryota; Fungi; Ascomycota; Eurotiomycetes; Chaetothyriales; Herpotrichiellaceae.
AUGUCCGACAAGUACAGCGACCGCCACUUCGACGAUUACAGCGACAAGUAUAGAGACCGCCACGCAGACGAUCUGUAUGAGGACCGGCGCGAGGAACGUUAUGAAGACGUCCGCCUUCCGUACUCGGAGCGCCACGUGCCUGGGGUGAACGAUCUCAUGUCUGGCGGCCUCGGCUACGGAUCCUCAACAUCGCGGGACCGAUCUCAUCUCUACGAGGAUAUGGACAAAGCGUACAGCACUAAAGCGACGAUCAGAAAGUGGUACGAUUCGGAGCUCUACCCACGCGAGAACGCACCCUAUUUGUCUCAUGCCAGUGCCCAAAAGCUUCGAGUAUCGGCUUAUGAGGAUGACGAAGAAGUUGGCAGGGAUGUCUGGAAGCUGCGGGAUGAGGCGCGCCAGAAAGUGUCCCUAGACAACUACAACUCCAGCAAAGCUCUUCGUCGUAACGACAUUGACUCUCGAGAUUUGGUACUACCCGCGCAGCAGUUCCAAAUACUCCAAAGUCUCCUACCCCGGCGACGCUCUUUCUGUGACAGAGAGCAGUGUUGA